Pangasianodon hypophthalmus (striped catfish) is the source of this 2587-nucleotide messenger RNA. RefSeq lists its product as uncharacterized. The record is from RefSeq and is a predicted model, not a curated record. The transcript is spliced from 7 exons. The coding region runs from base 39 to 1106 and encodes 355 amino acids. Lineage: Eukaryota; Metazoa; Chordata; Actinopteri; Siluriformes; Pangasiidae.
CAGUUCUCACUUAUGGUUACCAAAUCAGCGAGUUGAGUAUGUACUCAGAAACAAAGCUACUGCAUGUAGUUCGUGCUGAAGAAGCGAUGAAGAUGCUGUACUUGUUUACCCUCAUGCUGUCUGGUUUUGCAGGUGUUCUCUCUCAGAGCAGUGGUUGGGGUGUUAAUUAUCCGAAUAAUCUGAUCUGUGGUGUGAGAGGAUUCAGUGUCUCCAUUCCCUGUAGUUAUUAUUAUCCAACAUCAAAUCCCAAUAUUCAGGUGACACAAAAGCUUUGGUGCUCAAUGAACACAAACACAGGAAGGUGUACAGACCCACCAUAUGUUUAUGACAGCUCAUCAAACACCAAGUCAGACUUUGAGUACGCUGGAGAUGACAAAUCAAACUGCACUUUGUUAAUCCACAAUCUACAGUCCAGUUACUCUGGAAAGUACAAAUUCAGAUUUAUAACUAAUGUGGACAGUGGCAAAUGGACCGGUGAACCUGGAGUGAUUCUACAAGUUGCAGAUUUAAAGGUGUCACUAAUCAGGCUCAGUGGAAACGGAACCCUUAAACAAGGAGACUCGUUAAAUCUGAUGUGUGAUGUGAAGUGCACACACAGUUCCUCACAGUUUGUGUGGUCUAAGAACAAUGAGCGCUUACCUGCAUCAGGACCUGUUCUUCACUUUCCUGCUCUAACCGUGAGGGAUUCUGGGAGUUACACCUGCACUUGGAAAACCAAUGAGGUGUCAGGAUCUAAAACGAUCAGCCUUCAGGUCGAGGGUGAUUUUGCUCAAUGGCAAAUCUGGAUCAUUGUUUUGGUGAUUGCUGUCAUGAUUUUGGUGAUUGUGGCAGCUGUAAUUUACCACAGGAGGAAGAGAGUAGAAGCUCAAGAUGAAAACAGUAAGAAAAGUGCAGAGAAAGUACAGGUUGGAGAAAACACACAUGAUAAACAGAAAAAACCACAGCAAAACCACGUUCCUCAAUUGGAUGAUGAAACGUUGCGCAGGGAGGAAGUGACUUAUGCGACUGUGUGUGUCAAAGACAAGAAACUAAAGCAAGGGCGUGUCCACACUGAGCAACAGAAGGAGGAUGACAGUGUUAUCUACAGCACUGUCAAAAACACCUGAUCACAUUUUCACAUCUCGUUCAACCAGGCAUCAUCAGGCCUGUAAAUAUUUCCCAUGUGGGGAGUUAAAAUAAAAUGCAUGUCAAUGAUUCCAUUUUAGUGCUUACUGAUAUCAUACAAAGUGUCCAGAUGUUUGCUUUAAAUGCACGCUUAGACAGAACAUUGCCUUUAAAAUUCAUUUGUUUUAAUAGUCACUCCAGAUAUUUUCUCUUUAUUAAUUAUGUUGUUUUGGGAAACAGACUUCUUUCAAUCAUUGAUCUUCAGUAAGCACUUUAUCCUGUUCAGGCUUAUGGUGGAUUCUGAGUCUAUUCUGGGAACUCUGGGAGCAAGGCGGGAAUAAAUUCACCCUGGAUGGGACGACACACUCCUUCACACACUCAUUCACACACUCAUUCACACCUAAGAGCAAUUUAGUGUAGCCAGUCUGCCUACCGGCAUGUUUCUCAGAAUGUUGGAGGAAACUGGGGAACCCAGAGGAAACCCACGCUGACACAGGGAGAUUAUGCUGCUUAUUUUUUUUUCCCCCCUAAAGAUUUAUAAAUUCUGAUGCUCUGUGACUAUUAAUGCAGGUGCUUUUCUAAAACACAAAAAUCCAGUUUAUCUUUAAGUUAAAACAUUUCUUUUUUUUUUUUUAAACCAAGGUACAGAUAUAAACUUUUGUUUUGUUUAUUGUUGUACAGAGUAAACAAUAAAUGUUAUUAGUUCUGUUUUUAAAGGAUUGUAAGAUUCUGCAAUCCAAACCUUCUUAGACAAUGGCUAUAUCAUGGAACAUAUCGCUUUAUCAACAACAAAUCAAAAGAAGCUAAUCUGUAUGCUAGAAAUCCAGGAUCUUCUAGUAUAUAAUUCGUGGACAUGUAUGUAGAGCUGAAAAACUUUCAGUAAUGCAGAUUUGUAAGCCUAUCUGGCAGUAAUGUGUUAACACAGACAAAUACAUUGCUGUGAAACUCAGCAAUAGGGGGUCAAAAAUGCUUUGAAAUUGAUCAAGAAACAGGAACUUUUAAACAGAAGUCUUUCAAAGAGCUGAGAAGAGUGUUUCUGAAAUAAAAUUGUUACUUAAAUAAAUAGUUACUUAAAUUUAUAUAAAAACAAUAGAAACCCUCACAGAAUUUGUAAUGGUUUACUGUCAAUUUGUUGCCUUCUACUGGUGCCAUGUUUUGUCUAGUGGAUACCAUUAAGGACCAAUAAUGGUAAUGGUAAUGGUUUUAAUGGUUAGCUAAUGGUUUGUAAUGGUAUUUGUAGUGGAAACCAUUAGAAUUUCUGUGAUGGUUUCUAUUGUUUUUUUUUUGUUUUAUUUUUUUUUUCAGCAGGGACAACAGUGAUGUAACUCUUGGACUCUAGACUUCGUAGAACUGCUUUCUCCUCAGAUUUCUCCACUUUAUUCACACAGCAGCAGCUAGCAUUAGUAAUGAUACUGAUUUGAUCCAUUGCUAAGUUGUGUAUGUCUUGACUUUCAUGUAAAUAAAAUUUAUAUUAUUUCUUUGA